Messenger RNA from Cuscuta europaea, 456 nucleotides. The record is from the annotation of a GenBank genome assembly. NCBI's taxonomy places the organism in Eukaryota, Viridiplantae, Streptophyta, Magnoliopsida, Solanales, Convolvulaceae.
AAUUAUAGCUAUAUGCCUAUUCCGACUACGGAGUGGAACUGAAAAGGGAAAACGAUCUGGUUUUUUACCCGAUUAGUUUCAUCUGGUUAUGAAACUAGGUAAAAGGAACAAGAAUGGAUGGGCUGACAUUAUCAAAAUCUGUUCAGGGGUGCAAAUGAGCCGAUUCGAGUCCGAACUCACAUAUGCUCGAACUCGAGCUCAAAAUUAUUCUAAGUGUUCGAGAUUGACUCCAAAGCUUAGGCUUUUAAUCGCAAACCUUGCAUUUGUGCUAAUUGUCUUAUUGAAGAAUUCAAUUGCAACAACCAUGAAGCUUCCUCCAUGUGCAAGCAACAACCAUGAAGCUUCAUCCAUGUGCAAGAAUGACAAAGGGAUCUUCCUCAAAGUUUCCUCAUGUUUAAUCCCACCUUCCUCCCACCUUCAUAGUACCUAGUUUUGGUGCUAUAAAUAGAGAGCUUG